Sporothrix brasiliensis 5110 is the source of this 774-nucleotide messenger RNA. Its product is annotated as short-chain dehydrogenase. The transcript has a single exon. Bases 1 to 774 code for a protein of 257 amino acids. Gene Ontology annotation, molecular function: oxidoreductase activity. The record is from RefSeq and is a predicted model, not a curated record. Lineage: Eukaryota; Fungi; Ascomycota; Sordariomycetes; Ophiostomatales; Ophiostomataceae.
AUGUCAGCACCCGUCAAAGUCGCUCUCGUGACGGCCUCGUCGGCUGGUCUCGGCGCGGCCUGUGUCAAGGCGUUGGCACCGCACCUUCGCGUCGUCGUGAACUACUACUCGCGCCCGGAAAAGGCCGCGGAGGUUAUCCGGGAAGCGACCACCAUUCGUCCUUUUUAUGACCUGCCAGCGGACACACCCCGGUUUCUGGCCUUGCGGGCUGAUGCCAGCGACCGCGCGGGCAUCCAGCAGCUAGUUAGCGAGGCCGUCGACCGCAUGGGCCGCCUGGAUGUGGUCGUGAGCAACGCCGGGUGGACGCGCGUGACGGACUUUAUGGACCUCGAGGACCAGCUGCGCGAAGAGGAUUGGGACCGCUGCUACAACGCCAAUGUCAAGUCGCACCUUUGGCUCUUGCACGCGGCGAAGCCGUUCCUCGAACAAGCAGACGGCGGCGGCAGCCUCGUCGUCGUGGCCAGCCUCGCUGGCGUCCGCCCGAGCGGCAGCAGCGUGGCCUAUGCGGUCAGCAAGGCCGCGGCGAUCCACCUGACCAAGUGCCUGGCGCUCGUGUGCGGGCCCAAGGUGCGCUGCAACGCCGUGAGUCCGGGCCUGCUGAUGACGGAAUGGGGCCGGCGGUUUUCAGACGCCCAGAUCCAGCAGGCGACGGACAAGACGGCGCUGCGCCGGCUGGCGACGAUUGAGGACGUGGCCGACCAGGUCAAGACGCUGGCACUGAGUCAGUCGAUGACGGGGCAGAACGUCGUCGUGGACGGCGGGGUGGCCAUCUAG